GGUCUUCCUGUUGGAUUGUAAAAUGGCGCAUUGUUGUCGCCGCCGUACCGAGUAUAUUUGAUAAAGAUUAUAUUUUUCAUUUUAAUUUUUAAAACGCUUGCGCAGAUCAUAAUGUAACUUGUGCAUAGAGCAGCAGUAGAUUGACCAGAGGGGUUCAUUCAUUUCGUGCACACUGCGUCUUUGCAACAGCUUACCGGGUAAACAUUGGUUGUUAGCAUUAGCUAACUGCUAAGCUAAUAUUCACUGCAGACCAGCUAAACAAAUAUAACGAGAUGGGUUAUUUAAAACUGAUAGAGAUCGAAAAUUUCAAGUCGUAUAAAGGAAGGCAGAUUAUCGGACCUUUUCACAAGUUUACUGCAAUCAUCGGACCCAAUGGAUCUGGAAAGUCCAACCUUAUGGAUGCCAUCAGCUUCGUGUUGGCAGAGAAGACAAGUAACCUGCGUGUGAAGACUCUGAAGGAUCUAAUCCAUGGAGCGCCUGUAGGGAAGCCAGCUGCCAACAGAGCCUUUGUCAGUAUGGUGUACCAGGAAGAUAAUGGAGAAGAACGUGCCUUCACAAGAGUCAUUAUUGGUUCUUCCUCUGAGUAUCGCAUCAACAAUAAAGUAGUGGGCCUGCCUGAAUACAGUGAAGAAUUGGAAAAACUUGGAAUUCUGAUAAAGGCUAGGAACUUCUUGGUCUUUCAGGGAGCUGUUGAGUCUAUUGCCAUGAAGAACCCCAAAGAGCGUACAGCGCUGUUUGAAGAGAUCUCCCGUUCAGGAGAGCUGGCCCAGGAGUAUGACCGGAGGAAGAAGGAGAUGGUGAAAGCAGAGGAGGACACGCAGUUCAACUAUCAUCGCAAGAAAAACAUCGCUGCAGAGCGCAAAGAGGCUAAGCAAGAGAAAGAAGAGGCCGAGCGUUACCAGCGUCUUAAGGAUGAAGUAGCCAGAGCUAGUGUACAGUUGCAGCUCUUCAAACUGUACCACAAUGAGACUGAGAUCGAGAGGCUGAACAAAGAGCUUGGGCAGCGGAACAAGGAGAUUGAUAAGGACCGUAAAAAGAUGGACCAUGUGGAGGAGGAGCUGAAGGACAAGAAGAAGGAGCUGGGCAGGCUGAUGAGGGAGCAACAGACCAUUGAGAAAGAAAUUAAGGAGAAGGACUCUGAGUUGAACCAAAAGAGGCCUCAGUACAUCAAAGCCAAAGAGAAUACCUCACACAAAAUCAAGAAGCUUGAGGCAGCAAGAAAAUCACUGCAAAAUGCCCAGAAGAUGUACAAGAAGCGGAAGGCAGACAUGGAUGAGCUGGAUAAAGAGAUGAGGGCAGUGGAGCUGGCUAAGCAAGAGUUUGAGGAAAGAAUGGAGGAGGAGGCGCAGAGUCAAGGCCAGGAUCUCACCUUGGAGGAAAAUCAGGUGAAGCAGUAUCAUCGUCUGAAGGAGGAGGCCAGCAAACGUGCUGCCACGCUGGCACAGGAGCUGGAGAAGUUCAACCGCGACCAGAAGGCUGACCAGGACCGCCUUGACUUAGAGGAGAGAAAGAAAGUGGAGACAGAGGCCAAAAUUAAACAGAAGAUCCGUGAAAUUGAGGAAAACCAGAAACGUAUUGAAAAACUGGAGGAUUAUAUUUCCACCAGCAGGCAAUCACUAGAUGAGCAGAAGCGUAUGGAGGAAGAGCUGACUGAGGAAGUGGAGAUGGCCAAAAGGAGGAUCGAUGAGAUCAAUAUGGAGCUUAAUCAGGUGAUGGAGCAGCUUGGAGACGCCAGAAUCGACAGGCAGGAGAACAGUCGCCAGCAACGUAAGGCCGAGAUCAUGGAGAGUAUAAAAAGACUCUAUCCUGGCUCUGUGUAUGGUCGUCUGAUCGACCUGUGUCAGCCCACUCAGAAGAAAUAUCAAAUCGCUGUGACUAAAGUGUUGGGUAAGAACAUGGACGCCAUUAUUGUUGACUCAGAGAAGACUGGCAGAGACUGUAUUCAGUACAUAAAGGAGCAGAGAGGCGAGCCGGAGACCUUCCUUCCUCUUGAUUACCUUGAAGUGAAACCAACUGAUGAGAAACUCAGAGAACUGCGAGGAGCCAAGCUGGUGAUUGAUGUGAUUCGCUAUGAGCCUCCCCACAUCAAAAAAGCUCUGCAGUACGCUUGUGGCAAUGCUCUGGUCUGCGAGAAUGUUGAGGAUGCACGAAGAAUUGCUUUUGGAGGGCCAUACAGGCACAAGACAGUAGCCCUGGACGGUACUCUGUUCCAGAAGUCUGGAGUCAUCUCUGGAGGUGCCAGCGACUUGAAAGCUAAGGCCAGACGAUGGGAUGAGAAGGCAGUGGACAAGCUCAAAGAGAAAAAGGAGAAACUCACUGAAGAGCUCAAGGAGCAAAUGAAGGCCAAGAGGAAGGAGGCAGAGCUCCGUCAGGUGCAGUCUCAGGCCCACGGUCUGCAGAUGAGACUGAAGUACUCACAGAGUGAUCUGGAGCAGACAAAAACCCGUCACCUCUCCCUCAAUAUGCAGGAGAAGUCUAAGCUAGAGAGUGAAUUGGCAAACUUUGGCCCUCGCAUCAAUGACAUCAAGAGGAUCAUCCAGUCCCGUGAGCGGGAAAUCACUGACUUGCGAGACCGCAUGAACCUGGUGGAGGAUGAGGUGUUUGUGGAAUUCUGUAAGGAGAUUGGAGUGAGGAAUAUCAGAGAGUUUGAGGAGGAAAAAGUGAAGAGGCAGAAUGAGAUUGCAAAGAAGCGUCUUGAGUUUGAGACUCAAAAGACCCGCCUGGGUAUCCAGUUGGACUAUGAGAAGAAUCAGCUGAAGGAAGACCAGGAGAAGGUCAUGAUGUGGGAGCAGACUGUGAAGAAGGACGAGGCUGAAAUCGAGAGACUUAAAAAGGAGGAGCACAGACACAUGAAAAUCAUUGAUGAGACAAUGGCCCAGCUGCAGGACCUGAAGAACCAGCAUCUCACCAAGAAAUCUGAAGUCAAUGAUAAAAAUCACGAGAUGGAGGAGAUCCGCAAAAAACUGGGUGGUGCAAACAAGGAGUUGACUCAGCUCCAGAAGGAGGUCACUGCCAUUGAGACCAAACUGGAGCAGAAGCGCAGUGACCGUCACAACCUGCUGCAAGCCUGCAAAAUGCAGGAUAUCAGGUUGCCUCUUCGUUCUGGAACAAUGGAUGAUAUCAGCCAGGGAGAGGGGAGUUCCCAGACAGAUGAGUCCAGCAGCCAAAGGACAUCCAGCAGUGUUUUGGCCAAAGAGGCUCUUAUAGAAAUUGACUACAGCAACCUGUCUGAAGACCUCAAGGAUGCACUGUCAGAGGAAGAGAUCAAGGCUGAGACGAACACACUGCAGCAACGUCUGAAUGAGCAGCAGAGCAUCCUGCAGAGAAUCAGUGCACCCAACAUGAAGGCUAUGGAGAAGCUUGAGAGUGUCAGGGACAAAUUCCAAGAGACCAGUGAUGAGUUUGAGGCUGCUCGGAAAAGAGCCAAGAAGGCCAAGCAAGCCUUUGAGCAGAUCAAGAAGGAAAGAUUUGAUCGCUUUAAUAACUGUUUUGAGUCUGUGUCCACCAAUAUCGAUGAGAUCUACAAGGCUCUGUCACGCAACAGUAGUGCUCAGGCAUUUUUAGGUCCAGAAAACCCAGAGGAACCAUAUUUGGAUGGUAUCAAUUAUAACUGUGUGGCCCCAGGCAAGAGGUUCAGACCAAUGGACAACUUGUCAGGAGGAGAGAAAACUGUUGCCGCCCUGGCUCUGCUCUUCGCUAUUCACAGCUACAAACCCGCCCCCUUCUUUGUGCUGGAUGAGAUUGAUGCAGCUCUGGACAACACUAAUAUUGGCAAGGUGGCCAACUACAUCAAAGACCAGUCAAUGGAGAACUUCCAGGCCAUUGUCAUUUCUCUGAAGGAGGAAUUCUACACCAAGGCAGACUCUCUCAUAGGUGUUUAUCCAGAGCAAGGAGACUGCGUCAUAAGCAAAGUGCUAACCUUUGACCUCUCGCAAUAUCCUGAUGCCAACCCAAAUCCAAAUGAGUAAGACUAGCUCUCCCAGCACUGGUAUUUUGUGAAGUUGGAUGUUUCCAUGGUUACUUUUUCUGGAUUGCUCAUUGUAACCUUGUAGUCACAGAUGAUGUAUCCAUUAGGUCUCACAUGUUAUUUCUUUAAAAAAAAAAAACAUUAGAGUAGUGACUUAUUGAGCUUCAGUUGUUUUUUUUUUUCUUUAUAGACCGUAAUGACCAGGAUGUAUGUACAUUUAUAAAAACCAGUCCUUUAUCAGUUUUCCAAUAUAAUUGUGUGGGGUGCUUUUUAAGAAGCUGUAGAAUUUGUAUCAUGUGGUUAAGUGUCUCGAACAUCCCUAAAGCCUUUUAUACUGUUCAUGGCCGUAUUUCCAGCUGUGUGCUUUAAAGCUCUUGCCUGUUUCCUCUUCUCUGUACUUAACUGCAAUUUCAUAUGUGCGCCUAUGUUUGUUUGUUUUUUAAAGCUUAAUGAGGAAUCUGUUGUUACAGUAUGAUGGAUACAUUCCCAUGUGCAAAAGCUAAAUAAAACCUGCAGUUAGCAGCAGCAGCAGCUGGCAGAGCUGUUAUGAGAUCAUGGAACUGAGGCUAUUACUGCUCUGCUACUUAGAAAUUUUUUUUUAUUCCCUGAGUAAUAUUCUGAAUCAACUUUGGUAGGCAGAACUCAGCAUGAGUUCAUGCUGAAACUGUUCGGCCUGUUUUAUCGAUUGCUUUGCUUCAAUAAAUUUUGAAUUAUUUAAACUCGUUUAUCUUGUUUACUUCAUAAUACAUUCUUGCAACUCAUGUGCUGUUUUGUAAUUUCAUGGGGCUGUUUUUAAAGUAGCUUUCAUAUGAAUAUGUUUGAACCGAUCCACAGUGCAGCAUUUAUUUUGCUGCACUAGUUUAUAUUCCGUAAGGGGGAAUAGGGCUUUGGUAGGCGAGGCUAUUUAUAGUCCUUGUUUUCACACAAACGUCUACAGAGGCACCAAUGAAAGCGUGCACUUUGCUUCUCAAUAAAGCCUGUCUGCAUUAACUCGUUGCACAAG
Molecule: messenger RNA, 4970 nt
Organism: Pelmatolapia mariae (spotted tilapia)
Lineage: Eukaryota; Metazoa; Chordata; Actinopteri; Cichliformes; Cichlidae
Gene: smc1a
Product: structural maintenance of chromosomes 1A
Exons: 26
Coding region: 273-3968 (1231 amino acids)
Biological process (GO): sister chromatid cohesion
Cellular component (GO): chromosome; meiotic cohesin complex; nucleus
Molecular function (GO): protein binding; DNA binding; ATP hydrolysis activity
Source: RefSeq, a predicted model, not a curated record